Molecule: messenger RNA, 2235 nt
Organism: Pocillopora verrucosa
Lineage: Eukaryota; Metazoa; Cnidaria; Anthozoa; Scleractinia; Pocilloporidae
Product: serine/arginine-rich splicing factor 1
Cellular component (GO): cytoplasm; nucleus
Molecular function (GO): mRNA binding
Source: RefSeq, a predicted model, not a curated record
UCAUUGGACGCGUGGUCAGCCAUUUUCGAAAGAGCUUAGGCGUCCUUCUUGUGUGGCUCUCGUUUUCGAGAAAAGUUACUUGCUUUACAAAUGAUGAACCGAAGUAAUAACAACAGUAGGCGAAUUUACGUCGGAAAUUUACCAUCUAAUGUAGAUGAGAGAGAUCUGGAGGAUAUCUUUUACAAAUACGGCGACAUUUCUGAUGUUGACUUGAAGAUUCCUCGAUACGGAACUGGUGGCACGCCGUUUGCCUUCGUCGAAUUUAGUGAUCCAAGAGAUGCAGAAGAUGCAGUGAGAGGGAGAGACGGAUAUGAAGUUGAUGGACAGAGGAUCCGUGUAGAAUUUCCUCGUGGUGGCCGUGGUGGAGGUCGCUCUGGAGGUGGAGGAUUUGGAGGUGGAGGGGGAGGAGGAGGCUAUGGUGGUGGUGGUGGAGGAGGUGGAGGUGGUCGUGGUCCUCCUCCUAGGCGCUCUGAUUACCGUGUUAUGGUCUCUGGUUUGCCACCGACUGGUAGCUGGCAAGAUCUCAAGGAUCAUAUGCGGGAUGCUGGUGAUGUUCAGUUCACAGAUGUUUUUAAAGAUGGAACUGGCAUUGUGGAGUUUUCUCGGUAUGAUGACAUGAAAUAUGCCUUGAAACAUCUGGAUGAUUCUAAGUUCCGCUCACAUGAGGGUGAAGUUGCAUUCAUCAGAGUCAAACCUGACAAUCCAGGACGUGGUUCACGAAGUCGUAGCAGAUCACUUUCAAGGAGCCGAUCCCCAAGAAAAAGAUCCCACUCUCGUUCCCACAGUCCACGUCGGUCUUAUUCACCAAAGAAAUCAAAGUCACCCUCAAGAUCACCAAAGAAGAGGAAAUCGGUCUCUCCAAGGCGUUCCAGAUCCCGUUCUCGUUCCCGUUCAUAGACAUAAACUGUUUGCUGUGAUGUAUUAUUUGUGUUGUAUUACCACCAAGAAAAGGCUUUCACUUUAAACCCUUAGUUGUAGAAAAAGGACUCUUUUAAUAAUUCUAUAUUGUUGUGGCUAGUUAGAUCUUUUACUUUUCCAUGGUAUUAUUUUCAGGACAGCACAAGCACUUUCUGAUAUUGGAAAGGAAAGCUAGGAAUGAAACAUGUUUCAACAGUUAUGUUGCUAAAGAAAUCAAACUGGAUAAGGAAACAGUGGAAAUAAAAUGACUCUUGGAACAUUAGGACAUGUUCUUUGGACAUGGUAUGCAUGGUUUUAAGCUACAGUGAUAUUUCUUCAAGACCAAAAAUACCCCUUUUUAAAAAGCAGACAUUGUUUUGCACUUGUAUUAGAAAUACAACUUAGUUUUAAGUAACACCACAAGUUUGUUUUCUUUUCACCUAUAGUUCACUUUGUAUAGAUUAGUUACUCUUUAUGGCAACUUAUGAUUAAAAGAUGAAUAAGUUAAUAGAUUUGUUCAAUUUUCCUAAAAUUCAUAGUCAAUUAAUUACAAGCCAGUAGCAAUUUUCCUCCAGCACACUAUUAAAUGUUUGGGAAAUUGAAGGGAAAAAGACUAUUUUCAAGCGAUUUUCAUUGACAAGUUGACUUCUUUACAAUCUUGUGACAGAUAAAAAGCUGUCGUCCGGAGGAGUCCGGAACCUCUCAUGUCAGUCAGUGAUCACGGAUCAUUAGGAUAGGAACUGGAGGUCAGCUCCAGUACAGUUUUGGGACAGAACACCGGAAACAAUCAGGAAAUCAAACAAUCAGGAGUCAGUUUUUUGGAACUCUUUCAAUCAUCUGGAUAAGGAUUUGGAUCUUAACUCAUUUGGUAGUUGCCAACAAUUUUGGAGGAAAAUCACAGUUUGGAAUGGAGGAAUAGCAAUCACUAUCUUUCAUACAAAAUGGUCUUAUACAGUAUUCUUCUUUGGAGGGUAACCUAAAUCUGGUAUGAAUUUUAAACAUUCAGUUUUGUUUGAAAGACCUCAAAUUUAGCGGAGUGAAAGCUGAUCCCCAAAAUUUCCUGAUUCAAAUUUGGACAAAAUCACUAAUUUUUGAAGUUUUCAAUGAAAUUUUCUGUUUUUCCCCAACCUUUCUGUCAUAGUUAUCUUGCUUGUUUUGUUUUUUACUACUGACUUUCUUGCUUCAGGUGCUGGGUAUGCUAUGCAUUUGUUUCUAGCAUAGAAAUACAAGGGAUUUUAGCAGACACAGCAAAAGUGCUUUUACAUUUAUCAUUUAGUUUUCCAUGCAAAGUGACAGCACAUUGUGCUCUUCACUGAAAUAAAUUUCUUUCUGACUGAA